This is a messenger RNA of Leptopilina boulardi, 659 nucleotides long. RefSeq names its product cytidine deaminase-like. NCBI's taxonomy places the organism in Eukaryota, Metazoa, Arthropoda, Insecta, Hymenoptera, Figitidae. The coding region runs from base 113 to 589 and encodes 158 amino acids. The record is from RefSeq and is a predicted model, not a curated record. Gene Ontology annotation, molecular function: cytidine deaminase activity; zinc ion binding. Gene Ontology annotation, cellular component: cytosol. The transcript is spliced from 2 exons.
GUUAGACACUGCACUAUUCGUCAUUCAGUAUCUGAAAAUAGUUGGUAACUGACUGGAAUUAAUGUGCUAGUGUUAGUUUUUUUUUUCUUCAAGAAAUUUUCACUUUUUAAAAAUGAGUACAGAAAAAAUCGUCGAUUUUAAUACUCUUGACAAUAGUAUGCAGGAGUUGGUAAAGGAAUGUAUAGCAGUUCGCGAGAUGGCUUAUGCGCCUUAUAGUAAAUUUAAAGUUGGAGCAGCUUUACGUUGUGAGGAUGGAUCAAUAACAACUGGUUGUAAUGUGGAAAAUGCUGCAUAUCCACUUGCAAUUUGUGCUGAACGUGUGGCAAUUGGAAAAGCAAUUUCCGAAGGUAAACGAAAAUUCACAGCAAUUGCCGUUGCAGCUGAUAUAAUUCAUGGCUCAAAAAAUGCAUCACCAUGUGGAAUGUGCCGUCAAAUGAUGACCGAAUUUGGUGAUAUGCCGGUUUUAUUAACAUCUCCCGAUAGAAUGAAAAUUCAAUCAACAUCAGUUGUAGAACUUUUGCCAUUUUCCUUUGGCUUUGAAAAUAUCAAAAAUGGUAUUCAAUUUCCCAUCAAUCACAAUAUUGAGUAAAUUUUUCCUAAUUUCAUAAAUAAUGUAUAUUUUAAAUUUAUUUUUAAAAAUAGAUUUACGCAAAAAGAAA